AUGUCUCAUCAAAAUGACUGGACUGACAGUUUGGACAACCUGCAAUGCCCAACCGUCUACAGUGAUGGCCAGAUCACGACUGCCGAUGGCAAGCACCUCGACCUCGACAUCACAAGCCAUGCAACACAAGAGCUAGCUGAUCAGAGGCAAGCUGGAUUUGCGGUGCUGCAUUUUGCAUCAAAACCACUCUUGGCAUUGGAUGACGCCGACAUCCCCCUCACACCGCGGCCCUCUCUGCGACAGAGACUGCAGGAAUCAAGCAUCCUGCACCAUGCACCUGACAAUCACCCAUUCGAUCUGCAGUCUCAAGGCCAGGGGGCGUCAGGUAUUUGCCAUCCAGUCAGCACCCUCGCGAGCCGCGGUUACAUCGUGCAAUUGCCGAGCAGCGGCCAAUUAAGCGACCAGCAGAUCCCCACGAGAGAUGAAAUGGAGGUGAGCGCCAAUUGUCCACACCUCGCCACCCACACUCAUAUCCACACCCACACUUUCUGGCCACUGGCUGCUGAAAACGGGAUGGAGAGGCGGAUUCUCUCACAUAUUGCGCACUUUCUCGCUACCGCCCGCAGCUGGAUUGGUGUCUAUAACAAGGGAUCCGUUUCCGUGAUAUAG
Diaporthe amygdali is the source of this 609-nucleotide messenger RNA. RefSeq lists its product as uncharacterized. Lineage: Eukaryota; Fungi; Ascomycota; Sordariomycetes; Diaporthales; Diaporthaceae. The record is from RefSeq and is a predicted model, not a curated record. The coding region runs from base 1 to 609 and encodes 202 amino acids. The transcript has 4 exons.